Periophthalmus magnuspinnatus is the source of this 2680-nucleotide messenger RNA. RefSeq names its product thyroid hormone receptor interactor 4 (gene trip4). Gene Ontology annotation, cellular component: nucleus. Gene Ontology annotation, biological process: regulation of DNA-templated transcription. Lineage: Eukaryota; Metazoa; Chordata; Actinopteri; Gobiiformes; Gobiidae. Bases 137 to 1855 code for a protein of 572 amino acids. Gene Ontology annotation, molecular function: zinc ion binding. The record is from RefSeq and is a predicted model, not a curated record. The transcript has 13 exons.
ACUGACCGCAUGUGUUACAUUGUUUUGUGCUCGACUGGAAACCUCUCCGCUCAUGCCUGAUGCCUGACAGUGGUGAAGUGACACGACACCGGUUUUAUUCCUCCGCGCUUAUUUGAAGAUAUAAAGGUGUUGUAAAAUGUCUGAAGCCCUGUUCGAGUGGUGUGUGGACCAGCUCCAUCACAGGUUUGGACUAGAGGCCUGUGAGGACAUUGUCAAGUAUAUUCUGACGAUUGAAAACCAAGAGGAGCUGGAGGAGUAUGUGGGAGAUCUGCUGCAGGGGACCGAUGGGAGAAAAAGACACUUCAUCGAUGAGCUGCUUAAACGAUGGAAGAGGACGCAAAGACCCUCCAUGGACACGGCGGGGCUUUUUGUUCUCAAAGAGUCUGUGCCCUCUGCUGCAGAUUCACCCCCUGACACAACGUCUCAGAAGAAAUCGAAGCGAAAGGGUCGGAACAAAGAGGUGUUGUCCAUCAGCCAAGCAGAGCCUGAGCCAGAGGCAGUCAAAACCCCCAUAGAUCAGGCCAGAAGCCAAGACAUGGGCAGCUUGUCUUCUUCCAAAAAGAAAAAUAAGUUUGUGAACCUGUAUGCUAAGGAAGGGCAGGACAAACUGGCAGUGCUGCUCCCAGGACGACAUGCGUGCGAGUGCCUUGCUCAAAAGCACAAGCUCAUCAACAACUGUAUCAGCUGUGGUCGCAUCGUGUGUGAACAGGAGGGCUCUGGACCGUGCCUAUUCUGUGGAAGCUUGGUGUGCACCAAAGAGGAACAAGAGAUUCUGCAAAGAGACUCCAACAAAAGCCAGAAACUUAGAAAGAAGCUCAUGGGAGACGAUGGAGAAAGAGAUUAUCUUCCACACCAGGAAGCCAAGAUGAAGGCCGGGCUGGAGAAGGCUGUGCAGCACAAGGACAAGCUGCUGGAGUUUGACAGGAAUAGUGUGAAGAGGACCCAGGUUUUGGAUGACGAGUCGGAUUACUUUGCCACGGACUCCAAUCAGUGGCUGUCUCCGGGCGAGCGAGAGAAGCUGAGGAGGAGAGAGGAAGAGCUCAGAGAAAUCCGACAUGCUUCUCGGAAAGACCGGAAAAUCACUUUGGACUUUGCCGGGAGACAGGUCAUCGAAGAGGGAGACGGACUCAAAGAGUACUACAGGAAGUUGGAUGAGACCCUGAAGGCCAUGAACAGUGACCCUUCCUCACCCAUGUUCCCCAGAGUCCAAGGAAAUCGCCCAGCUCUGAGAGAUCUGGUCAACCCCAACAUCAUGCAGAGUGCACCUGAGUGGGUGGAUGUGGGGGUCUCGGAGCGGCCCAAGCAGAGCCUGGACACAGCGAGCAGGCCUGGGGCAGGAGCUGGGACAGGAUGUGAGGAGCGCUCCAGGCUGCGGCUCCAGGACAAAGAGCUGCAGGAGAUGUCUGAUGGAGGCUGGUGUCUGAGCAUGCACCAGCCCUGGGCCUCUCUGCUCGUCAGGGGCAUCAAGAGGGUGGAGGGCCGGACCUGGUACACGUCUCACCGUGGUCGUCUAUGGAUUGCUGCUGCAGCGAAGAAGCCCACCCCCCAGGAGAUCGCCGAGGUGGAGAACAUGUACCGCCAUAUUUACAAGAAAGAGCCUGCCUUUCCCAAAGACUACCCCACUGGCUGCUUGUUGGGCUGUGUGAACGUGACCGACUGUCUUUCCCAGGAACAGUUUAGAGAACAGUGUCCGGACGUGUGUGAGGAGUCUGCCUCUCCCUUUGUCUUCCUCUGCUCCAGCCCUCAGGAGCUGCUCGUCAAGUUCCCCAUGAAAGGAAAGCACAAGAUCUGGAAAAUGGAGAGCCACUACCAUCAAGGAGCGAAGAAGGGGCUGCGACCAUCCGCUGCCUUCUGACAUGGACGACGUGGACCACAGCGCAGACCCAUCACUCGCCAUAUUAUGACCUCAGCGCUGCACCCGGCCCUGAGUGGUCAUGACAUCAUUUGAGAAAGUUAUCCAAUUACAAUAAAGUUACCCUGAAGUACUUUUGCGGUGGUGAGUGUUGUGAAUGGUAGAUAUCUUUUACAGUCGGCUAACUUGAAGAAUUAUUGUAAAUUGCGGCGGAUGAGAAAAAGCCAGCUAAGCACUCGGAAAGAUUUAACUCCGCGAUUCCUGCCAAAUAGUGAUCCCAAAAGCGCCACAGCUGUUGGGAAUGUUAUCUUAAGACUGCAUAGCCCCAAUUUAUUAAUGACAUGUAUGGUAAAUCACAAGUUAAUAGUUUGUACUUCAUAAAUCUGCUUUGUGGCGAAGUUUCUAUUCACUUGUGCAGGAGUAAAAUGUAUUUUUCAAAUCGUUUUUCCAUUAAAUUGCAUUGACCAAACAUGUAUGUCAUUUUUUUGUUUUAAAUUUUAUAUUGUUUUGUGAUGAACAGAACCAAAUUUAGCAUAAUAUCUCUUCUUUAAAGCGGAGCUAAAUCAUAGACUAUAUAAAGAAGUGGGCUAAGUGAGUCUGACGUCACCCAUAGCGUUCGGCUCCAGUCAAAUGAAGCGGGAGCAACCUCAGGGAAAGAAGGCAUCUGAUUCGUCUGUUAUUAAUGCUCAUAUGUUAAUUUACGCACAAAACAAUAACAAUAACACACGGACAAUAACAAAAUAAAAAUACCAGGAUCAUGUAGAGCGGGUCAAUAUGAACAUUUGAAGACCAAAAUACCGAGGCUCACAGCAGCAGUUACAGAGAGAG